AUGGAGCGGAGGAUAACUGUAGCUGUGCGCAUUCGCCCUUCUUUGGAGACUGAGCGCUUUGGGCCUCUUUGCGCUUACAGGGCCGACGACGGUCAGACUGUCAUCAUAAAGAAUGAGGGAGGAGGUAUGGACGCACCUGCAGCAUUUCGAUUUGAUGACGUUUUUGACGGCCGUGAUAGCCAGCGUGACGUCUACGAGGAGUCGGUGCAGGAGCUUGUGGAUGCUGCGCUGGAAGGCGCCAACAUGACUGUGCUCGCUUACGGUCAAACUGGCAGCGGUAAAACAUGUACAAUUCUUGGUUCAAUGUCUGAUGGGAACCUGACAGAGGAAUCUGGCAUAUUUCCGCGUGUUUUUAAUGAUAUAUUUGCAUACAGAGAGUCCGUACAAAGACAAAAACAUCUCAUUGUUUUUCUUUCUGCGAUUGAGCUUUAUAUGGAUGACGUCAUGGAUCUGAUUUCCCGGCGAAGGAAGAUGAAUCUUUGUGAGACGCCUGAAGGAACGUUGAUCCCAGGCGUGAGCAUCAUUGAGUUGCUGACAAUGACAGAUGUGCUGCAGACAUUAAAUAUGGUCAACGCCUACCGUUCCGUGACAUCCGCUAAAAUGAAUGACUUCAGCUCACGCUCGCACGCUCUUUUUUUUAUUGAUAUUUUUCAAGUACCUCUCUCAACCUCUCCGGAGCGUCCAACACGAGAAAAACUGAUAGAUGUCAAUGGCAUUCCCAUUAGGGGCUCCAUUGAAGGGCUUGUGGGAUCCCGCAUUACGCUGGUGGAUUUGGCGGGCAGUGAGCGGGUGAAGCGAUCAGGCGUGGAGGAUCAAGCCAUGGUGGAGACGCAGGAAAUUAACAAGUCACUAUCGGUGCUAGGGACUGUCAUUAACGGUUUGUACAUGGGGAGCAACCACAUCCCGUUUCAGGAGUCAAAGUUGACAAGACUCCUUAAACACUCGCUUGUCGACGGGGUUUCGUGUCUUCUGCUUAUCGGUCAAAUUACCCCACCCAGCGCGAGCACGCAGGAAUCACAGGGGACCUUGCGCUUCUGUGAUCGUGUGAAGGGUCUUAAGGUGGGCAGAGUGACCGCAUUUAUCGAUUCUGCAGAAGAGGAACGCUACCUUCGAUCGCUUCGUCAGCAGGAGGAACUGACUGCAGAGCUGCGCAUUGCCGCUGUUGAGUACUACUACCGACCCAUGCGUUCCCUUUUUAUGGCACCACUAAAGAACAUAAGUGUGGAGCAGGCUCGCCGAAAGUGCAUCGCCUUGCUGCGGAAGGAUGCUGCUAACAUUGUGGUACGCAAAGAAGAGGAAUGCCUUCGUGUCAUGGAAGCGGAGAUAAAUUUGAAGCAGAGAGAGCAAGUACAGGCGUUUGUGGAGAAAAUGAACCAAAUGAUUGAAGAGUAUGAAUCGGUGGCGCAGAUUGUGAAGAAGAACAAGAAAGAAGCCAAGCGGCAGAAGGAAGAACAAAAAAUGGAAGAGGAGGAAAAACUUAUGGAAGCUAAGAAGGCCAAAAAGAGCCGCUUAAAACAACAAGCAAAGGUGGAGGAACUAACUGUCGCUUUGCAAGAGGCAGAUAGGCUUGUGAGCGAACUUGAGACGGGAUGUGCAACCCCUUUGGAGGAAGAUGCGAAGGAGCAUGCAGAGGCGCUAACCGCGGAGAAGCCUGAGGACAACUCAGUGCAUUUGUUGAUGGAAAACUUCUACUCUCACGCAACAGAGCUGGGGCACCUUCAUGAUUUAUACGCUCACUGGCUAGGUGCUACACAGCGGCAACGCUCUCAUGUGCGCCGAGCGAAGAUUUUUAGUUCUCCCAUCAUCAUGGGUGGCACGUUGGUGUACGAUAUCAUUGACUUCAUCAUUGACCGUGCAGUCGACAUUGCUAACAGAGCGAUCGACCAGAGGCAGAAGUACUCAUGGAGCGAUAUUGAUGGCUAUAGUUGCGCCCUACGCAACUGGGAACAAUUGUAUCCACCAUUGAUGACAGCAGCGGCCUCUAGAUUCGAGACGUGUGAGCCGACUGCGUACCACAACAUCACAUUUCUCAGCUCCGAUGAUAGUGAUGGGGAAAACUCACACCACCGUGAGGAAAUAUGCAUGCGUCGUGCCGAAGCCGAACUUGUUGACAGAGAAUUACGUGCAACUAGCGAGGAACUCAGACCGCCCGUACAACGCCUAGACAAUGCAUUAGGGGGCGCAACGGCGCAAGCAAAAAUGCCACAGGCGGACGGAACUGAAAUACAUGGAAGAAUAAGCAAGGGAUCUGGAAUGUUUUUUUCCGCGGCAGAGGCGGCAGCUGCCGACGUGCAUGCGAAUGAUACUGACAGCGAAUACUAUGACAAGGAGAGGAACGGCGAAGGAACAGGAGGGGCAAAUCACAGCCUAAACACGGAAGAGAAUGCGGAGGGUGAAGCAGCGCAUAAUGCUAGUCCCAAAGGGCAAAGGCGCUCUACACGUGAUAAUGAAUACCUCAUGCGUGUAUACGACUCCCCAACUCUCGUGCAGGACCUUAUUCGAUUUUUACGUUGUGGCACUAUGAUGCUUAAGCACGGACGCAGUGGAAAGCCACACCGUCGCUACUUUUGGGUUUCAAUUGCACAAAACUCACGGAAAUUGGUUUGGUCAGAACUCGAAGAAAAAACCACAACAGCAUGUUCAUCCAUAAAUCUCAGCGAUGUGAGCUUCAUCCAGCUUGGUUGCUUCAGCAAGGUCUUCAAACGUCACUAUAUCCCACCGACUGACCCCAGCUUUUACCGCAGCUUCACCGUUGGGCUUAAGGCUGGUGGACGCACCGUCGACAUUGUUGCCGAUUCCCUGCCGGACUUUGAGGCGUGGAUUGUUGGACUGUCCAACUUGGUACGCGUGGAUCCUGUGUGGGGUGGAAAACUUGACAUUACAAAGGAGACACAAUUCGAUCAACUCAACUGCUUCGAAGCUGGCCUUUGUGAGAGCAACUACAUUUACCCCUCGCAAUACAUUGCGCUCAAGAAGCGAGUAAAACGGAUUGCAUCAAUGACACUGACUGCCUUGGAUAAAUGCGGCAACGAUGCGACAAGGGCCCAGAAGCUACUUGGCGGCAUCCAUCUCCCCUCAGUGAAUGAAAAGGGGGCAGUGUACCUCACCAAGGGGGAGCUCAGGUUCAUUGGACAAAGUGAGAUGGAUAUCCUCCGCAUAACGAAGGUGUGGAUUCUAUUCCAGCAGAUGAACCUCGUCUAUGACGACAACUUUGUUCCUGCAACAACGUUCGGCGUCACUGAGCGCCACUAA
Trypanosoma rangeli is the source of this 3252-nucleotide messenger RNA. RefSeq names its product putative kinesin. Gene Ontology annotation, molecular function: ATP hydrolysis activity; ATP binding; microtubule binding. Gene Ontology annotation, cellular component: kinesin complex; microtubule. Gene Ontology annotation, biological process: microtubule-based movement. NCBI's taxonomy places the organism in Eukaryota, Euglenozoa, Kinetoplastea, Trypanosomatida, Trypanosomatidae. Bases 1 to 3252 code for a protein of 1083 amino acids. The transcript has a single exon. The record is from RefSeq and is a predicted model, not a curated record.